Microthlaspi erraticum is the source of this 231-nucleotide messenger RNA. Lineage: Eukaryota; Viridiplantae; Streptophyta; Magnoliopsida; Brassicales; Brassicaceae. The record is from the annotation of a GenBank genome assembly.
AUGGUGACCUUUAGGCAGCUUGGAGAUCUUGUUUGGGUUCAACUAUGGAGAAGGUCCAAGGCAGCUCAGAUCAGGAGCCCAGUCUUGAGGUAUGUGCACAAGGCACUUGCCAACACCUUCUUUGCAAGGAAGGCACCGGGACAAUCAACGAGGGGGAACUCAAGUUUCUUGACAUGGGAAUCAAGCCCUUCUCUCACGCACAAGCGAUGGCAAGAGGAUCAGGGGAGAUAG